AUGUAUACCCAAUACAAGCUAUUGGAUUUGGUGGAGGGGAAGGAGAAGAUGCCGGAGGCCGCGGAGCUGAAAGGAGCGUGGAUGAAGCGAUCGUUUGACGGGUACAUGCUCAUGGUGCAAGCGGUUGGCGAACGACAACUUGACCACAUCAAGGACCUCUUGGGUGAUCCAGAGUCUGGCCCCAAGGCUUGGAGGAAGCUUCUGGAUGUGCACUCACUGACACAUGCUACCGGCAUCGUGCUACUCGCGCGGCGGCCGCGCGACAUCAAGUUCGUUGAUGGAGAGCCGAUGCAACCGGUCGUGGAUUACAUUCGCGCGCGCAUCCUAGAGGAGGACUUGCGGCGGCGGAAUGUGGAGCGCUUGGAGGAGGGGGCUGGCUAUGGAGUUGGAGGUGGAAAAAGUGGCUUCAAGAAGAAGUGGAAGGGCAAGAGCAAGGACAACCCUAAAGAGGUUGGCGGCGGGGGUCAAGGGGAGGUGUGCUUCUACUGCAAGAAGCGCGGACAUCGUUGGCGGAAAUGCUACCAACAACCCAAGGAUUGGACCCCGCCUUCAUCAAGCAACCAGCGUGGUGGCACGAGGAGUGGGGGAGUCAUGGGAGCUAGUGGAGAGGAGAAGGAUGAGGAGAAAGGCGGCAAGUCUGAGGAGCGGAAGGCCGGGUUCUUCUUCUUCGUGAACGAAGGCGCAACCGACCUCACUAUGGCUGCCAAGAAAUCGGGCAAGAUGACAGCGGCGGCAUCUAUGGAGGAGAGUGUCACCGAGGAGGAGCAGCAAGGUGUGCAAGGAGAGGAGCUGAUUGGAGGAAGCGCGGUGGUGAAGGCGUAG
Molecule: messenger RNA, 822 nt
Organism: Closterium sp. NIES-65
Lineage: Eukaryota; Viridiplantae; Streptophyta; Zygnematophyceae; Desmidiales; Closteriaceae
Source: the annotation of a GenBank genome assembly